Molecule: messenger RNA, 543 nt
Organism: Adineta ricciae
Lineage: Eukaryota; Metazoa; Rotifera; Eurotatoria; Adinetida; Adinetidae
Source: the annotation of a GenBank genome assembly
AUGGCAACUGUUGCUGGUCAUAUUUGUCAAAAUCUAGAUGAUAUCCCUUUAUUUGACAACAGAUCGUGCAUAUCUCCCUUGAUGUACACUAUUCUAUUCUUAACAACGAUUAUCUUAGCUGGCAUUACCUUUCUUCUAUUGAUUGCUUUAUCGUUAUUUAUCUAUAUUCGACGUGCGACAAUAUUGAAUUCUAACUCUUUUCAAGACGACCAAUCCAGUUUGACAGAUGAAAGUGAUGACGACGACGACGACGACGACGAUACUAAACUACUUCUUCCUAAAACGACAAAAACGAAGAAGAUAUCAAAUGUUCUCAGAACUGUUGUUGAUGAUGUUUCUCGAUAUGAUUCCAGUCAAACGUAUGACAAUCAUAAUUUUAUUAUUCCUGAAGACUACGCACCGGUAGUCAGACGUUCCAACAAUCUACUUCCUCUACCUGACUUACCCACUGGACGACAAUCACAAACAUCAUCGAACUUUGAUGAACUAUCAAUCCAUCUCGCUUCCGAUACGCAGAGAUCCAGCACACCGUUAAAAUUCUAA